AUGGUGGCUAGUGCGUGGCUUUCCCGGCAGCCGCUGAGGUGUACUCUUGCAUUCCCGCAUCUCCCAGGAACCGAGAGCUCAACAACCACCUUUGAAAACGAACGUGAGCUGCCCAAAAUGGCGAACCAGGGCUACGACGUGGUAGUGGACGUUGACGCCGAGGGCGAUCUCGGCCAUACCGACCUCCAAGAAGACCUCGAAUUCCACCGUUCCAACUUCGAAAAUGACCAACGCAAUGCCAAGGCCCAACAAGACUCGGCCCCCUUCCUCGGCGGCGGUUCAUCGCGCGGCCGUGACCGAUCCCCCGGCGGCACACCCUCCAAGCUCAACUGGUGGUCGAUCCACUACUACUCGCAAUUCUUCGACGUAGACACGAACGAAGUCCUCCGCCGCUGCGUCGCAGCUCUUUACCCGCGCAGCAACUUCCUCGACGUCCUAGAAGGCAACCCAGACCUCUACGGCCCCUUCUGGAUCGCAACCACCGUCGUCGUCAUCCUCUUCCUGACCGGCACCAUCUCGCAAUGGCUCUCCAACAAUGACGACGAGCACUUCGAAUACGACUUCACUUUGCUAUCCGGCGCCGCGGGCUUGGUUUACGGAUACACGGGCAUCAUCCCCAUUGCGCUGUGGGGUGCGCUGAAGUGGUUUGGCAGCUCCAGCGCGGACUUGGUUGAGUCGUGGGCGCUCUAUGGAUACUCGAACCUGGUUUGGAUUGCCGUCGCCCUUGUCAGCUGGAGCCCUUUGACGGCGUUGAACUGGGCUCUGGUGGGUGUUGGGUUCGGGUGGACUGUCUUCUUCCUCCUGCGCAAUCUGUACCCGGUUUUGAGUGCUACGGAUGCGAAGGCUAGUAAGAUCUUGCUGAUUCUGGUCAUUGUGCUGCAUGCUGGGUUUGCGUUGGCUAUUAAGAUCUUGUUCUUUGCACAUGGAAGCCCUGUUUCGAAGAAGAACAAGGACCAUGAUGACGACGAUGAUCACGACGACGACAAGCGACGGAUGUUCGGUGGUUGGUAG
Molecule: messenger RNA, 1011 nt
Organism: Aspergillus niger
Lineage: Eukaryota; Fungi; Ascomycota; Eurotiomycetes; Eurotiales; Aspergillaceae
Exons: 4
Coding region: 1-1011 (336 amino acids)
Biological process (GO): vesicle-mediated transport
Cellular component (GO): membrane; Golgi apparatus
Molecular function (GO): small GTPase binding
Source: RefSeq, a predicted model, not a curated record